Molecule: messenger RNA, 1276 nt
Organism: Apodemus sylvaticus (European woodmouse)
Lineage: Eukaryota; Metazoa; Chordata; Mammalia; Rodentia; Muridae
Gene: Mad2l1bp
Product: MAD2L1 binding protein
Exons: 3
Coding region: 63-890 (275 amino acids)
Biological process (GO): regulation of exit from mitosis
Cellular component (GO): nucleus
Source: RefSeq, a predicted model, not a curated record
UGGCCCAUGAUUCUUUGCGCGGCGUCUAUUUUAACCGCAGGACGACUAAGCUGGCCGGCGCGAUGGCUGCAUCCGGGCAGGAGGAUCUGUCGGAACUGUCCCCUGCGGCCACCCCAAAUUUGGAUUGGUAUGAGAAGCCGGAAGAAACUCACGCUCCCGGGGUAGAUCUUGAGACUGUCAUUCCGUCAGCCCAGGAGUCCAAUCCUGCGGAGCCCUUUUGCCCAAGAGACCUGGUGCCAGUGGUGUUCCCUGGACCCGUGAGCCAGGAAGGCUGCUGCCAGUUUACCUGUGAGCUUCUGAAGCACAUCUUGUACCAACGCCAACAGCUCCCUCUGCCCUAUGAACAGCUCAAGCGCUUCUACCGGAAAUCUCCCCAGGCAGAGGACACAGCACGGAAGAAGCCUCGGCCUGCUGUGGAGGCGAGCAACCGGAAGUGCCAGCAGGCUUUGGCGGAGCUGGAGAGCGUCCUCAGUCACCUACAGGACUUCUUUGCCCGAACCCUCGUACCACAAGUGUUGAUCCUUCUUGGAGGCAAUGCCCUCAGCCCCAAAGAAUUCUAUGAACUCGACCUGUCCAGGCUGGCCCCGCUGGGUGUGGACCAGGGCCUGAGCACCGCAGCUUGCCUGCGCCGUCUCUUCAGAGCCAUCUUCUUGGCCGAUGCAUUUAGCGAGCUGCAGGCUCCCCCGCUCAUGGGUACCAUGGUCAUGGUUCAGGGCCACCGCGACUGUGGAGAAGAUUGGUUUCGACCCAAACUGAACUACCAGGUGCCCAGGCGGGGCCACAAACUCACGGUGACACUGUCGUGUGGCAGAUCUUCCGUCCCAGCCAUGGCUUCAGAGGAUUACAUUUGGUUCCAGGCACCAGUGACACUUAAAGGUUUUCAUGACUGAACGUAUAAGGACAAUGGCUGAAUUCUCUCCUCUCUCAUGCCAGGGCACCCAUCUUCCCGCUGAGGGAGGAGGGCUCUGUCCUGGCUGUGUGCCUCCUGUCCCCAGACUUCCUGGUGACUGACAGUGUGUGGCUCUGGCUGUGAUAGUCAUCACCAAGCAAAGGCCCGAAUCAACGACUGACUCCCAGAGGCCCCUGUGCCCGCCUGGUGGCUCUGUUGGGAGUAGAAAGCACGACUGUGUGGGUGACCCUCUAAUGACGGUCCUUCUCUGCUAUGCUAUGGGUUUUCAGAACUUUUUUACCUGGAUAAUGUGGGUGUGACUCGUGAAUUUAAAUAUGACAAGAUGAAUAGAGCUGUAUUAAAAUUUCCUAACACUUUUGAUUUACA